Messenger RNA from Adineta ricciae, 912 nucleotides. The record is from the annotation of a GenBank genome assembly. NCBI's taxonomy places the organism in Eukaryota, Metazoa, Rotifera, Eurotatoria, Adinetida, Adinetidae.
AUGAAUUCUACAACAGAUGUGAUAUUGCGCAGCGCACAAAACUACAAGAUCGUUGCCGCAAUAUCUGUCUUUUUCGCUCUCCUUGCUGUCCUUAUUUCCAUUUUGAUUAUAACCAUUGUCUUAGCGACAAAACACCUACACACUACGACGCAUCUAUUGAUAUGCAACACAUCUCUCGCAUCCAUACUAUAUUGCAUUGUGCAGUGUAAUAACUAUAGCUAUGUUCUAUUUUUCACAUGGGACAAAAGUGAUCAAUCAUGUCGUUGGCGUGGCUAUUUCGGAUAUCUAGCGAUGAUCGCUUGUGUUUAUUGUUACUUAUUACAAGUCUUAUCAAGAUUUAUCUACAUUAUUUUCUCCAGUGAUCACCGAAGGUUGAGUUCAUUGAAAAUACACUGGUGUGCAAUUGGUAUUGUGUGGAUUGUGAUCUUCGCUCUUCCACUUCCAGCUCUUCUCACCAACGAUAUUUAUUUUCGUGAAGGUUUUCUUUGUUGGGUACCGAAGAGAGCAAUGCUACACACGAUCUACAUUGUCAUUGCAUAUUACACACUGCCAACAGUACUGAUUAUUGUGAUCUACGUCAUAGUUAAUGUUCGAAUGCAUUCUACUAGCAAUGAAGCAUCGGCGAUAGGUCGAAGAACGCGAAGAGUUCGUCAUUUGGAGAUCUUUCGUAACAUAAUGAUAUCAUUUAGUAUUUAUUUUCUUGGCGGCGUUCCUUAUAUGUUAUUCAUGAUAACAAAUGUGGAAUUGUUGUAUACGAUGGGUGUGAUUUCCGUCACAGUUGCUAUAACUACCGAGAAACUUUGUGCAAUUUAUAUACAUCGCGAAAUUCGCGCUGCAGUAAAGAAAACGAUUUGUCAACGAAGAAUACAAGUUAUGCCGUUAGGACGCAAUGUUGCUACUAUUCAUGGGUAA